Molecule: messenger RNA, 1317 nt
Organism: Vicia villosa (hairy vetch)
Lineage: Eukaryota; Viridiplantae; Streptophyta; Magnoliopsida; Fabales; Fabaceae
Exons: 2
Coding region: 1-1317 (438 amino acids)
Source: RefSeq, a predicted model, not a curated record
AUGAGCCAACCGCAAGGAAAAAUUGAUUUGAAGCUGGCAGACCAAGUGGUUAAAAUGGAGGAACAGAUUGCGACUGAAGUGGAAAGAAGGUUAAAGAAGAUGAAUAUUGGUGAACAGAAAGUAGCACAGGAAGAAACUAGGAGCAACCUGAGGAAUACAGGGGCCUCUAUCAAAAAUCUGGAAAUCCAAAUGAGUCAGAUUGCACAACAAAUGACUAACUCUCAACAACAGGGUGCUCUACCUAGUGCUACGGUUACGAAUCCCAGAGACAAUAAUCAUGUGAACGCUAUGACUACCAGAAGCAGUAAAUCCAAUGACAAACCUGAGAAGAAUUCUGAUGAAGAAGAUAUGUUGAUUGAGGUGGAUGUAGAGAUUAAAGAAAAUGAGGUUGUAAGUCAAGAGGCCACGGGAGAUGAAAGAGUGGUAAAAGAAAAAACAGUUACACCUAAACCGGCGGUUAAGCUUCCUUUCCCCACAAGAAAUAAGAAGAAAGAACAACAUGAGAAGAAUUUCGAGAAGUUCCUGGAAAUGUUCAAGAAACUUGAGCUGAACAUUCCCUUCUUAGAGGCACUUGAGCAAAUGCCAACCUAUGCAAAAUUCAUGAAGGAUAUUAUUUCAAAGAAGCGGAUCAUCGAGAGUGAUCCGAUUAUUCUAACUGAAACUUGUAGUGCUAUUUUGCAGGGCAUGAAGAUUCUGGUUAAAAAGAAAGAUCGAGGUUCAGUAACUAUUCCAUGCACCAUCGGUGAUAGGUCUUUCAAGAAAGCUCUAAUUGAUUUAGGAGCAAGUGUAAGUCUUAUGCCAUUAUCCAUCUACAAAAGAUUGGGAAUAGGUAAAGUACAAGAUACACGAAUGACACUUCAGUUUGCUGACCAAUCGGUGAAAAGACCUUACGGAGUGGUAGAAGAUGUGUUGGUGAAAAUCGACAAGUUCGUGUUCCCUGUAGAUUUUGUUAUUCUAGAGAUGCCCGAAGAUGAAGAGAUACCAAUCAUAUUGGGGAGACCAUUUUUAGAGACCGGGAGAUGCUUGAUCGACAUAGAGGAAGGUACUAUGACCUUGAAAGUUUAUGAUGAGGAACUAAAGAUUGAUGUGCGAAACACCAUGAAGUACAAAGAUGACAUUGCCACAAGUCAACACAUUGAGGUAAUUGAUCAAAUUUGUGAUGAAGGAAAUUCUUUGACAACACAAAAGUUACCGUUGGAGAGAGUUUUGAGUUUAUCAAUCUUUAGAGAAGAGGAGAUAGUUGAUGAAAAAUAUAGUGAAGUUUUAGCCAUGAUGGAAACAACAUCAUUUGUCAAAAAUUCUCGCCACAACCGAUAG